Lasiosphaeria miniovina is the source of this 681-nucleotide messenger RNA. RefSeq lists its product as uncharacterized. The record is from RefSeq and is a predicted model, not a curated record. NCBI's taxonomy places the organism in Eukaryota, Fungi, Ascomycota, Sordariomycetes, Sordariales, Lasiosphaeriaceae. The annotation marks the transcript as partial. The transcript is spliced from 2 exons.
AGGAACAUACGAGCCGGAUGGGCCAAAGCGGGUUUGUUCCCCUUCAACCCAGACAGGGUACUCAGUGAUACACCGAAGCCCCCUGCUGAACUAGCCGUUCCGAAAAUCAACGAGAUGGAUUCCUGUGCGCAAGACCACGUACCGCAAACGCCCCUGACGCCAGUGUCAGCAGAAGCCGUUACGUCGCUACAUAAUCUGAUUAAACAGGAUGCUCAUAUGCUUGAUGAGACGAGCAGACAGGGCCUUGAGAGGCAUGUACAGAAGCUUACAAACGCUGCCCAACUUUCCUUUGCUGAGCGUGCUCUCCUUCAGGAACACAACCAAUUCUUGUUCCAAAUAAACAACGAGGCCAAAGUUCGCCGUUCGACCAAGCCGGAAAUACUAGGGACCGCGAGAGUGAUGAGCUAUGAGGACCUCGAGAAGGCGCGAGCCGAUCGUGCUACGAAAGAGAUCGCGAAAGAAGCUAAGAAGGCUGCGAGAGACGCUAAAAAGGCUGCAGAGGAGGCUAAGAAAGUAGCUAUACUUGAGGCUAAGAAAACUAGCGCGGGCAAGAAGCGCAAGAGUCCUGCGGAGAUAUACGCGCCGGAACCAAAGGCCAGGUUGGCACAGAUGAACGCAAUACCGAUUGCGGAGGACGAAACUGCGCCAACACCAUGGAUGGCCCUAGUGGCACAGAUGUAA